This is a messenger RNA of Xylaria bambusicola, 1328 nucleotides long. RefSeq lists its product as uncharacterized. The transcript has 4 exons. Lineage: Eukaryota; Fungi; Ascomycota; Sordariomycetes; Xylariales; Xylariaceae. The coding region runs from base 397 to 1005 and encodes 202 amino acids. The record is from RefSeq and is a predicted model, not a curated record.
CUGCUAACGCCGGGGGAAUUAAUCCCCGUAUCAAAAACCUCUAAGAUUAUCGAUACUAGGCGCCAAAGGAUCGUGAUGGGUCCUCGAUAUUAGAUUCUUCUUCUACCGCCUCGAGUUCAAACCUACUUGAUGCGCGUUUGUCAUCACGCUGAUGUAAUCCAUUUCAUGAGCUUGCGAGGAGUUCAAACCUACUUGAUGCGCGUUUGUCAUCAAGCUGAUGUAAUCCAUUUCAUGAGCUUGCGAGAAACCAUGAAGACGAUGAGCUUCGUCGUGUAUAAAGCUUCACGAUGAUGCUAGUACCAGUCCAAGAGAUGGCAGACUACACAUCCGUUCGUUACCAGCACAUACUCCCUCUCGUGAAUUCUCAAUUCCACCUUGGAACCGUGUACCAUCACAAUGGCUUCAACGGCACCUUUUCUACAGCCUCCAAGGCGUAUAACUGCGUCGAAUCUUCCUCUCACCGUUGCCAAUGCUCACAAUGCGAAGGCUGAGCCUGCCGUAGAGAUCCUUGAUGAUGCUCUCAAACUCGAACCUAUUCUGGCAGGUGCACUUGUGCGAGCUCGUGUGGCAACCCACAAGAAAAUACCCACCAGUAAUGACGGAUCCGGCACAAUCCCACUCGACGAUGUUCCGGGCUUUGGUAUCGUAAUGCCUAACGGGCUCAACAUGUACUACCUAGAUGUUGCACCCAAGACUGAAGGCGUCAUGCACCGUACAACGUCUACCGACUAUCUGGUCGUGCUACAAGGAACCCUAAGUUUGUUGACACCCCGAGAGUCCUUCAACGUGGAGACUGGCUAUGGCGAGCUGAAAGAGACGCUUUGUUUCCCCGGUGACACAGUCGUCCAACGAGGAAUAAUGCAUGCCCUUUCCAAUCGUACCGAUCAAUGGGUCCGUGUUAUUGGGAUAGUGGCGGCUUCUGAUCCCAAUCGCGUGCGUAUUGAAAGCAAUUCGUCUUCAGCGCCACAAGAGGUCAGGAUGCUGGAUGACGCUUGGCUAGCUUAAACCAGCCUCAGCCAUUACCACCAGUCGUCACUCCGCCUGUCGUCUCAUUAGUCCUGUGCUGUGCCGGUGGGGGCAAGGCUGUCUUCGGCAGGAUGUGUGCAAAUGAAACCCCCCCAACGCGCUUAGCGCGGCUGUGAAGGUUCAUUGGAUGACGCCCUUAGUCGCCGCGGCGGCUCGUUUCCGCGGCAAAUGACCGAGUUGUCAACCAUUUGUAUUACCACAGAAUUAGCGAUCAGAUGUAAAGAGGCUCUUCGGGUCAAUUCCAAUGCAACUCGAUGACUAUUUCGACGUAUCUUCGGCACACCUGUUAUAACCUCGGUGUA